Messenger RNA from Pungitius pungitius (ninespine stickleback), 3513 nucleotides. RefSeq names its product sentrin-specific protease 7. Gene Ontology annotation, biological process: proteolysis; protein desumoylation. Gene Ontology annotation, cellular component: cytoplasm; nucleus. Gene Ontology annotation, molecular function: SUMO-specific endopeptidase activity. The record is from RefSeq and is a predicted model, not a curated record. The coding region runs from base 895 to 3321 and encodes 808 amino acids. The transcript is spliced from 20 exons. Lineage: Eukaryota; Metazoa; Chordata; Actinopteri; Perciformes; Gasterosteidae.
UGAUGACGUAAAGGCGUAAAGCUGCGUACGGCAGCUGACGUCGUGGAUGUUGUCAUGUCGCUGUUAGCUGCGGAGUCGUCGGAGUAAAGCAGCCUCUGUUUGACCGGCGGAUGAUAAGAAUGUGUUUUUAAAAAACGAAUUAUUACAAUUUACCGAGUGGAGACAACAAACCGCCUCCACCACAUGUUCAUCAGCAUCUAACGGCACAACAGAAGAAGCUAGCUCACUGGCUAGCUUACGAGCUAACAGCUUAGCCGGCUCCCCAGCUGAUGUUGGUAAUGUAGCUAUAGCAUCUUAACGGAGCCCUCUUAUGAAUUACUGAUAGUACACAUUGUAGAGCUUAAGUGUAAACGAAUGAGUAUCCCACGAUGUAAGUGAAGAUUAUUUAUGAGUAAGUGGGCAAUUUUUGUGAAUUCGGCAGGAAAAUGUUCGACCAAUUGCAAUAUACUAAGAUAAAAGCUUAACUUUUAUAAACUGUUCUCACGCUUAACUCGUGUUAUGAAAAGACCCGAGACGCUAAAUGUUCAUACUAUUAAACGGUGUAGGGCAACAUUCUAUUCUCUUUCAACGGCAGCUAUUUGCCAUUAUCCCAGUAAGUUAGUUUUAUACAUAUGCAGCUACAGUGACUGUUACUACGUUGUCAGGUUCAAUUCCUGAGCUCCAGGAGCCCUUGAGCCAGGCUCACUUCUCUGAAACUGACGCCAUUAAGAACAUCCUUUUCAAAAGGACUAACGAUUAAUGGAUUAAGGAGGUCUUCUUCUGCUUAUUUGAUCCAUAAUGAUGUCAUAUUUUAAGUCACAUCUUUGUGAAUGGGGAUCCCACACAGCGGCCUGAUGGGCGCCAUGACGUCGCUCCGUGUGUUUUCUGAGUCUGGUGCCUUGGUUUCUCCUCAGUAUGGCGUCUUCCUUUAAGAUCCCCAAGAAGAAACACCCAACGGCUUCUGAAUCCGCCCCCCUAUACAUGUCACCGCUGUCCCGCCUGCAGAGCCCCCCCCCUGAAUUUAUGAGCUAUGGGAACCAGUGCAGCAGAGGCAGAGCUGACAGGAUGCAUGCUGGGAGCUCAGCGAGCUCCUCAGUGAACGGAGAGAGCGCUCCUCUCUUCAGGCAAGUGGUCAAAACGCUGCUUGGACUAACAGCCAAUCAAAGAGAAGCCUCAGCAGCCAAUAGCAAAGGAGGACAGAGCGCAAAGUCGUCUGCUGCUUCUCCCUCAAACGGGUGGCGCCCUAAAAGGGCUUCAGAUCGCCUGCUGCCUCCUGAUUUGACCUCACAGCCUCCGUCUCCACCACAGAAGAAGAAAAGCCACUUCAGCGGCUCAGCGGUUCAGAACAUCUAUGUGGACUCGCUGGACUCUCUGGCUGAGCUCAGGGGUGAGAUGCAUGCUGGGAGUUCUUCAGCGACGCGAGACAGAACAACAGAUGGACUGGACUCAGCUGAGAGAAAGAAGAAGAACUCAUCCUCCUCCGGUUCGGACCAGACGUCAGAAGACGACUUUGUGUCCUCCACGAUGACGCAGAGAAGGCGGAGCCUGGGUCGGGGGGCGUGGUUUGGCAGCAGCCAGAUGGAGGACGUGAGGGAGAGAGAGAGGAGGAGGUGGAAGGAGUUCAGAGAGAGGAAGACAAGCAGCCUUCAUCUUCACCUGAAGAAACCCAGGAACACUCCAACGGAACCCAUUGUUCUGUCUAGUGAGGAAGAGGAGGAGGAAGAGGAGGAGGAAUUAUACGAAGGAAACCGUUUGGAGAAGACAGGAGGGGGAGGUGAGAACAGCCUUCCUCCUCCUCCUCUUCCUCCUCCUUCCUUCCUGCAGCUGGACUUUGUCUCUCUUCACGUCGGUCAAACGCACGCCGACGCCAACGGGAAGAUAACGAUUACUGAGAACGGGAUCAUUCUCCCUCUGAAAGGCGUGGAGGACGGCGAGGUCGCUGUGGUGGCAUCUCAGCUCCGGGGUCACGGCGUCUGGGACGGGGGCGUGGCACAAGGAGGCUUGCUAUUGGGUGGUUGGAAAGGUCCCGCCCCCUCGCUUCUCUUUCUGUGGGUGACGGACGCUCAGGCCAACCUUCUGCAGAGAGAGCUGUCCUCCAUCCAGACCUCCACGUCAGAAUCAACCUGCCCCUUCCUCCUGCUGGUGUUGAAGGAGCAGCUGCAGGAGCUCCAAACCGCCCUCCUGGCCUCCAUCCUGGACAUGGAUGAGUACAAGAAGGCCUCCUCCUCCGGAGGGCCGACCUCCCCUCUGGAGUGGACCGACGGGCUGCUGCUCCUCCACAGCUGUCCUCCUCCUCUGGACCAGCACCUCCUCGGACUGCUGGGACACUCAGCUGUAAGACUCCUAUCCUCUCGCAACUUCUUUUCAAACCCUGAAACAAGUCAACAAAUUCUUCUCCAUCAGAUGAGAAACAACCAGAAGAAUAAGAAGACAAACCUGGGCUCUUCUGGUCUGCAGCAGCUUCCAACCAGGCUGAUCCAGUAUCCGGCGGCGCCCUCUAAAGGCCGCAUCACGGUGACCAAGGAGGACCUGGCCUGUCUGAGCGCGGGGGAGUUCCUCAAUGACGUCAUCAUUGACUUCUACCUCAAGUUCCUCCUGCUGGAGGGCGUUGGCGGCGCGGUGGCCGAGCGUAGUCACGUCUUCAGCAGCUUCUUCUACAAACAACUGAGCAGGCGUCGAGUCGCCGGAGAGGACAACGCCCCCUCCGUCCCCGAUCUUCACAUGAGGCACCAAAGGGUGAAGACCUGGACCCGACACGUCGACAUUUUCACCAAAGACUUCCUAUUUGUGCCUGUCAAUCAAGAAGCCCACUGGUACCUGGCGGUGGUCUGCUUCCCGGGUCUGGAGGACGUUCAGUACCAAGCGUUCCGGAGUGCAACAGGUGGAUCGAAGCUCACGGCAGGUAAAGCAUCGUCUUUGAGUCUGAGACCACAGCAGCCUCCGGAGUGCACUGAGCAGAGCUGGCAGAGGGACACGGUACUGAGGAGGCCCUGCAUCCUGGUCAUGGAUUCCCUGAAGCUCUCCUGCCAUGAGAACGUCUGCCGCCUCCUCAGAGACUACCUCCAGGUAGAGUGGGAGGUCCGGAGGGGGACGCCCCCCCGCCUCUUCACCUCGGACAGCAUGAGGAGCUCCAGCUGCAGAGUCCCUCAACAGGACAACAGCAGCGACUGUGGAGUCUAUCUGCUGCAGUACGCCGAGAGCUUCCUGCAGAACCCUGUGGUGCACUUUGACCUCCCACUGCGGUUGGAGCGCUGGUUUCCACGGCAACAGGUGCGGCAGAAGCGCGAGGAGAUCCGAACCCUUAUCAUGACGAUGCACCGGGGUCAGAUGGGAGAGAAGUGAAACCAAAAAAACACAUCAAGCCGUUAAUUCUGUGCAAUAAAUAAUUUAUAUUUUCUACUUUAUUCAAAUAUUUUUACUUUGAAGGAUUUUAAAUUUUUCUUUUAAAAUAUUUCUUAGGCUAGUUUUUGUGUUGUGUGCAAUUAAAUAGCUUUACACUGAAAAUAAACUGAUGAUUCUGAUUAUGUGACAGCA